CUUAGCGAUUAAGAAUUUUCGGAUCGCGCUGAGGGAAAUCAAUCCUCGUAGAUGCCUAUAAAAACUUGUUCAGAGGAUAACGCGGUUGGAAGAUAUUUCGGUAAAACGAAUGAAUAUCCUGGUUGAUUAUGUCGUUGCCUUGACAAUAAAAAAUGACAAGAGACUGAUGUAGUAGACAAAUUCCACUAAAAUGAGAGUAGGCAAGGUUUCUCGGAUUCAAAUGCAAUGAUUUCUUUAACAUUUGUUAUAUCCUCGCAUUAAUGUAUUUUUCGUUUUCCUACAUAUGUUGAUAUAAUAAUACUACAAUGAACAAAAUUUCAAAAGUAUAAUUUUUCGAUCGGUACUUCUUUUAUAAUGAGCAUAUCAUUUUAAUUUAUCUUCUUCAGUCUUUGAACUUUCAUUUUCUUUGAAAAUGUAUUUAAACUUUAAAGGAAUAUUCUGAUUAAUAUUUCUCUUUUCUUGUUUCGUUUUCUCAAACAUUAGCAUUUUGAAAAGUCAUUUUUAACGUUCGUAAAAUAUUAACACCAAGAAAUAGUCAUUAACUACGAUUAAGGUGAAGGUGACAAUUGCUAAUCAAGAAUUACAUAAGUAUCUACUAUCACUAAUUAUUAUCAAUUGUACAAUACAAUUGUCAAUUAUUAACAUUAUCCCCAUACUUUUCUAAUAAAUUUGACAAUGAUGUUUUUUUUUUCGCAUGUUUGAGUAUCGAUUCUAUUAUGUACAAAAUGUUUUUUAAAAUAUUUUCUUAUAGCCAGCAGUGUUUAACGGUUACCAUAAUGACAUUAUUACAUUUGCAUUUCAUUAAAAACGAGUUAGUAUCGGUUUCGAGUAUUGGAUUUGUAAGAUCAAAUCCACAGCACCCGAGAACUACAUCUUUUAUUCAAACGCUUCGAUGCAAUUCAUACAAUAGAAUAAUAUAUUCUAAUAUUUUUAAACUGUUCUAAUUUCAUACUGUUCACUUUCAAGAAUAUAUUACAAUAUAUUUUUAUUAGUACAUGUUCUUUAUAAAACAUGAAAUUCAAGAAUAAGAUAGUAUAACAUGACAAUAGAAAUUAUUGCAAGUCAAUGUGCUUAUUGCGUAACAACGCAUAGUUUUCUUUGUACUUCCUUCAAAUGUAUAUAUUAUUUGUACAAAAUUCAAACGACAUUAAAAAUUCGCUGACUAAACUUCAUUAAAGUAAAUUAGUGAAAACAGUACUUCGUAUUCGCAAUUUCACCAAAAAUAUUUAGUUUGUUAAAAAAUAAUUGUAGGAUUUUCUUUUAACAUAUUACUAAUUUAUGCCCUCUUUUUAGGUUUCACGAAGUGAUAACGAUACGUGAAGUAUCUGAAGUACGCGCGGGGAAUAUUCUACACUUAUAUAGUAUAGUUAAUAUGAAUGAAAUAAAUGUUGGAUAUUUGAGUAUACAACAUAGACUUUUUGGAAGUAACAUUAUACCGUAUAAUACCAGUUUUCACUUGGUGGGGACAAAGGAUUCAUUUGCUGAUACUUGUUUAAGCACCAAUAUGUUUUCGUUCUGUUUAUAGAAUAGCUCGCGGAAGUUCAGGUGUCAAUAGAAAUCUUAGAAAAAAAAUUAUAAUUUGAUAAUGAUUGUUUUUAAACUCUUUCUUUUCCUGAGUGUUAUCUGCUUAACUUUAGAAUUGCCUACACUAGUUGAAAAUGUUGAGACAAGUAAUGAUGAAGAUAAUAAAGAUAUUGAAAGUGAUACCCUUCGACUAGUAACAGUGGUAAUGAGGCAUGGAGACAGAGCACCACAAGACACUUAUCCAAAUGAUCCUUAUAUCAAUAAUUCCAUGGAGCCUUAUGGUUGGGGUCAAUUAACAAAUGAAGGAAGAAGAAAUCAAUACAAUCAAGGUGUUUUCUUAAGGAAACAGUACAAUAAUUUUUUGGGUCCAACUUAUAGCCCUAACAUAUUUUACUUGCAAUCCACUGCUGUUGACCGUACAAAAAUGUCUGCCAUGUUAGAAGCAGCAGCUUUGUGGAAACCAACUGAGAAACAGUCUUUUAAACAUGAUUUAGCUUGGCAACCUGUUACCUUAUUUUACCAACCACGUUCGGAAGAUAGGUUAAUGUUAAUAUGGGAUACAUGUCCAAAAUAUACUAAAUUACGACAUACAAUUACGAACUUGUCAGAAGUUCAACGAAUUCAAGAUGAAAAUAAACAAUUCUACAAAGAAUUGACGAAUUUAACAGGUAUGGUGAUUUCAACUCCCGGUGAUGUGAGUUCACUUUACGGAACUUUAACAGCAGAGAAACAUAUGAAUUUGACUCUUCCCGAGUGGACUAAAGAUUAUUAUCCUGAUAAACUAAUACCGCUUACAUUAUACGAUUUUCAACUUAAUGUGUAUAAUGAUGAUCUUAAGAAACUUAAAGGAGGACCUUUUCUAAAAAAGAUUGUUAGCGAUAUGUUAGCGAAAAAAAAUAAUAUUUUAAAACCUGAAGAAAGAAAAAUGUUUAUGUAUGUUGGUCAUGACAGUACUAUUGUAACUUUAAUGGAUCUUAUGCAUGUAUGGAACAAUCAAAUGCCACAUUAUAAUAUUAUGGUAAUGAUUGAGUUGCAUGAAAAAAACGGUGGAUGGAAUGUUCAGAUGUUUUUAAAAAAUAGCACUGAACAUAAACUAUAUCCUCUGAAUGUUCCUGGGUGUACAACAGUAUGUCCUCUUGAACAGUUAGUACAGAUUUUAAAACCAAUGAUUCCAGAUAAUUGGGAUGAAGAGUGUAAAGUCGAUGGAGACUAUACUCCUCCACCUGCCCCGCUUCCUUGACUAUAGUUAUUUGGUUUAUGUUGAGCAUCUGGAUGAUUUAGUAAUUCAGGUGGACAAGUAGAUAUAGGACUUGCAAGAAUAGUUUGCUUCAGAUCGUAGAACAGAUGACUAUCGUCUUUGGUACAGAAUGAAAUGGCAAGACCAGCUUUUCCAGCACGUCCAGUUCUACCAAUACGAUGCGUGUAGUCUACAAACACGUGAAAAGUAACAUAUAUUCCUGUCCACACAAUUCGAUUUCUUUUAAUAAUAUAUAUUUACCUUCUAUA
This is a messenger RNA of Bombus huntii, 3030 nucleotides long. RefSeq names its product prostatic acid phosphatase-like. The record is from RefSeq and is a predicted model, not a curated record. The transcript has 8 exons. Bases 1586 to 2764 code for a protein of 392 amino acids. Gene Ontology annotation, biological process: dephosphorylation. NCBI's taxonomy places the organism in Eukaryota, Metazoa, Arthropoda, Insecta, Hymenoptera, Apidae. Gene Ontology annotation, molecular function: phosphatase activity.